Scutellospora calospora is the source of this 663-nucleotide messenger RNA. Lineage: Eukaryota; Fungi; Glomeromycota; Glomeromycetes; Diversisporales; Gigasporaceae. The record is from the annotation of a GenBank genome assembly.
AAAAUAAUUGAACACCCGAUAAUUAAUACAUUAAAAUCAAAUUUAAAUAUUUUUGAUGAAUAUGCUAUUGAAAAUUUUCAUAGUUUGUUACAGCGUUAUACUACUUCAAAAGUAAUAUUUCAAUAUGAUUAUCCUUAUACUAAGAAAGAUUUGAAUAAUUUGGUUAAACUAUCUGCUAUUUGUUUAAUAGAUUUUUUUAAUAAUUUGCAGCAAAAUCCUGACAAGACAGAAUUGAAGAAAGAGGGGAAAAAAAUAAAAAAGGACUAUUAUUAUUUUUCAGAUAUUCAAUCUGAAUUUUCUUUUAAGGCUUUGCCACUAAGAUAUCAUUCACGUUAUUAUUUUAAAAUGAAUAGUUUAUAUGAUUAUUUAGAAUGCUCAGAUUUAUUAGAGAACAAAGGUCUUGUGCUACGUUGUGAGCAUGGUUAUCAUAAUAGAUGCUUUCAAAUUUUAGGAUAUUACUGUCAUUAUUGUUUUGAGUAUCUUUCUAAUUCUAUAGAGGAAUUGUUGCAUUUAUAUAAUGAAAGAAUACGAAUGAAUGAAAGCAGUAAUGACUGGGAAAAUUCAAAAGAUCAAUCUAAAAAACUUGAAUUUGAUGAAUCAGAAAAUAUUGAGCCUGUAAAAGCAUGUGUGGAUAUUGAUGAAAAAUUAAAAAAAAAAUUGCAG